AAGAAAUAAGCAGUUGCAAACUAUUACAAUGAGAAAAUUGAUAGUUUAAAAGAAGGCACGGGGAUUUAUUUUAUCUGCAGUUGUGAGUCGCGAAAACUUCCAAUUUAACUGUGUCAGUAAAAUUCGAUUGUAAAUCUUAAGUGGGCUGGUACAAAUGAGUUUUAAUUCUGAACAAAGUACACACUAAGAAUUUUAGUCGUUUAGAUCACGUCGUCAGCUACCGAUGAACAUAACGACAUUCUCCAUUUAAAAAAAGUUUAUAGGAAAUUGUCAUUUGUUUCAUUUGCAAAACACAUUUAGAAUGUAAAAUGUUACAUUGAGAUAUCGAAGUGUAUGGAAGAUUUCUGAUUUGUGGCAAUAAAUUAUAUCCGUAUUUUAUUGCUGUGUUGGUAUGAAUAGACGAACAGAGAGAGGUGUUUGAUUGGCUGAUCAUGACAGUAUUAUGUUUAUACCUUUUCUUGUUUCAGUCUAGAAAACGUUCGAAAUUUUAUCGUGAAAUUCAAUUUUGACAGGAUAUACCAACUUUGCUGUAGAAUUACUGAAAAUGGUGUAAUACGAUUUUCCUCAUAUUGCGUAUAGCAUAGAACAACAAAACAAAGUGUAGUUUCCAAAAAAUAUUAAUACGAUCACACGAUGAAGAAACGUACAUGAAAAAAAUAAAAAAUGGAAAACGAUGGAUUUAAAAUAGCAUAUGAGCGGAGUGUUAAUUUUGUUUCGAUUUGAGUUAUUUUGUGGAAAAUUUAUGUGUUUGUGACGUCAUUGCGUCAGAUUCUGCCAAGGAUGAGGAAUAGUGAUGGAGUUAUCCGGACGGGAUUUAUAGUCGUUCCAACUCUCAUUCUGAUUUUAGUACAGACGCAAAACUCGGUCGGAGUAAAAUGGUUAGCAAUGCAUGAAAAAAGAUUUUCCGAUUGGAAUACAUAUCAGAACUGUUCAAAAUCAUUAGGACUAGUUAAGAAACAAGUGAAAUUAUGUAGAACUAAUUUAGAUUUAAUGAGAACAUUUUCACAUGCAGCAUAUAUAGCUAGUAAAACAUGCCAAGAACAAUUUGCCGAUAGACGAUGGAAUUGUUCCUCUCUGCUCAAAGUACCAAAAUUAUCACGUGAUUUAUCUCGAGGUACACGAGAACAGUCCUAUGUUUAUGCAAUAGCAUCUUCUGCAUUAGUACAUUCCAUUGCACGUGCUUGUAGUUUGGGUGUUACCACAAAAUGCAGUUGUGGAUCACUUCCUGACAAACCGCCUGAUGAUCAACAUAAAUGGGGAGGCUGUAGUGAUAAUGUGAGAUAUGGGGUAUAUUUAACACAAAGUUUCACAGAGGCUUCACUUACACGGAAAGGGAAACCAAAAACUUCAAAGAAAGCGGACAUGAACCGACAUAACAACGGAGCUGGAGCACAGAUAGUUUCCGAUAGUUUGAAAAUAGCGUGCAAAUGUCAUGGAGUUUCAGGAUCUUGUGCAAUAAAGACAUGCUUCAGAUCAAUGCCAAACUUUUCAGCUGUAGGACUGAUGUUAAAAGACAAAUAUAUUGCUGCUGUUGAAGCAAAAAGAAAAAGAAAGAAAUCAAAGAAAGUUUUUGUACCAUUAUUUCCACAUAGACAAAGUGUUACAACAAACACGUUAAUUUAUUAUACAAAAUCUCCAGAUUACUGCAGUCGAGACCCCAAAACGGGGUCAGAGGGUACAGAGGGGAGAUACUGCGAUAAAGGUAGUCAAGGUUGGGGAGGCUGUGAUAUCCUUUGCUGUGGCAGAGGUUAUAAAAGUUUUACAAGAGAAAUUGUGGAAAGAUGUGAAUGUAAAUACUAUUGGUGUUGUUAUGUCAAAUGUAAAGAAUGUACCAAAACACUUCACCUAAAUGUGUGUCGAUAAAAUACCUCAAUUGUUGUUUUUUAUAUGUUUUCUAUGAAUCUCGAUGGAAACUAAUAUUUGUUCAUUUGAUAUUUAGCAAAAAGAAAGACAACUGAACUUUUGUACUGUCUAGUACUUACAUGAUGAUGUGUGACUUGAAAGUCCCGGGUUACUAUUUAGUGCAUGGGACUGAUGUCAGAUGUGUGCACUAAUUUAAAUGAAUCAUGUUUUUUUUUGUUUUUAUUAUGAUUUUUUUUCUCUGAGUAAGAAGGUUUCAUUUUAGAAAAAAAAAUAUGCAAUUCAUAUAUACCAUAAAGAAUAAUUUUCUAUUUAUGUUAUGUAGAUGUCCAGAAAAGCGACAUUACUUUAAGUUAUAUUUUAUCCGAAGCAUUCGUAAUAGGCGAUGUCUUCUUCUUUUUUUUACCCCCCUCCCCCACAACGUUGUCCUCGAGCACGCACAGCUAGCUGUGUUCCCAUCUUAUAAGUUGAAUUAUCUCCCGUUGUCCAGAAAAAGAGUCGACUAAAAUAAUUCAAAUAUAAAAUACAUUGCAUGCCUUUUAUUAAGUCUGAAACGCCUGCUACUGAAGUCUACAAUGUGUUGCUUCUCCUCUAAUACUAUGUAGAUAUACAGCCGAAAAGCACUUGCGUUCACCCAAAUUGGGUUCAAAUAUAGCAAGUGUUGUCAAAGUUUAUCUUGGAUUUGUUGGUAAAAGUCAUUAUUACUUGGUUCAUUUUGCAAUUAAUAAUCUUUCUACUUAAUCACUAAGAUUCUAAUUGGGAAUAAGUUGGUAUGUCUGUUUAUGGUAAGUUAUUUGUUUUAGAGGACCUCGCUGCUCCCAGGUGGCAAAAAGCAUAUCACAAUGUAUAUUUGUUUUACAUCACGUGCUGUUUGUUUUGUUUUUGUUUUGUAUAUAGAUUUAUAAAAGAUUUGGCAAUGUUUACUUUUGAUGUUAUUUGUAUAUCAUGACUAUCUUUUCAUUAUAAUAUAUGUAAAUAUUUAAACAUGUCAAUAAAAUUGUUGUGAAAAAAUAAUAUUAAAUUCGUUUGAAUAAG
Molecule: messenger RNA, 2895 nt
Organism: Mytilus californianus (California mussel)
Lineage: Eukaryota; Metazoa; Mollusca; Bivalvia; Mytilida; Mytilidae
Product: protein Wnt-11-like
Exons: 5
Coding region: 781-1863 (360 amino acids)
Biological process (GO): neuron differentiation; cell fate commitment; multicellular organism development
Cellular component (GO): extracellular region
Molecular function (GO): cytokine activity; frizzled binding
Source: RefSeq, a predicted model, not a curated record